AUGAAUAAAGGAAAUUUGAAUAAAAAAGGUAAAAUUAGUUACAGGCCUUAUUUAGUUUCUUCAAAUAAAAAAAAUGCAAAAAAAGUAGUUAUUAAUCGAUAUGCAAAAGGAAGUAACAAAUAUCGAGCCAAAAAUUUAUCUGAAAAUAUAUAUAAAUCUACUGAAAUAGUGGAUGAAGAUAGAAACAAUGAUGAAUGGAUAGAUAUUGAUAUUAUAAAAGAAGAUGAAAACUAUAGUUCUGCUAAAAAUACAUAUAAAAAUGCUCAAAAAAAUUUGUCCGAAAAUUGGAGAAAAAUCUCACCAAAAUUAUUUGACAUUAUGAUAGAAAAUAAUGCAAUUAAUAAGGACUCCAAAUGCUUCAAAUGUAAUUCACCUGCCAUUUGUUAUUGUUUAGAUUGUGGUCUUAAUACUUAUUUGUGUUUAGAGUGUAAUACUUUAUAUCAUAAGGAUAUAAAUUUAUUUCAUAGAAAAGUUUUUAUAAGUAUUAUUUUUGAUAAAGAAGAAAUAAAACUACCACAAUUAUGUACAGGAUUUUGUGAGCAUGAAAUUAAGGAAAUAUCAAUCAUUAAUUUAAAAGGAAUAUUUAAAGCAAAAUUUCCAACUUGUGAAGGUUUGGUUGAAACAUUAAUCAGGCAUAAAUUAUUUCCUUCCACCCCUAUAAAUCCACAAGUUGCUUUCUCAUUUGAAUUAUUUGAUAUUUAUCAAGAAUUAUUACUCGAAGCACAUGUAUCAUAUCUUUCAUUUUGUCGAGUAUUAGAAUCAUUAUUCUCUGAUCAAGAUAUAACUAGAAACAUAUAUUAUCUUUUUAAAUCUGCUUUUCAUCAAUAUUUAGGAUUAAAAACUAUGAUUGAAAAUACUAUUAAUAAGUUAUUUAGUAGUAAAUCACAAUUUAAUUGUCCAGCUUGUCCACAGCCAGAAGAGAAAAACUCUAAAAUUAUAAUUGCAUUGGAUGCUAAUUUUCAACUUAAACGAAUGAAAAGUGCUGGUUCUAAUAUUGGUGAAAGAAUAAUUGAAGAAUCAUUUAUUUUAAACCAAAAUAAAUAUGAUGAAUGGGUACAAAAUUCGAUUAAUUUAAGUUCAUUAAAUACAUUAAAUAUAAAUAAUAAUAAUGCGCAAAUAAAUGUAUGUGACAGCCAUUUUAAAGCGGCUAAUCAAACAAAAGCAAACCUUAAAUCCAAUUAUUUGGACGAUACAGGAAUAUUUGGAAGUACAUGUAGGCACGGCAUUCCUUUAAAAUUUAUUAAUUUAAAAGGAAUUGGUGAAAGAUUUUCUUUAGCAGAAUAUAUUUUAUCAGAUUUACAUAAUAUGUUUUAUGAAGAUUCUUCUACAUUUAUUGUCUUAUAUGAUAUUGCAUGCAAUCUUCAUUCACAUGUAGAAAAAAGUGAAAGUAGACUUUUUCCAUUCAAAUCUCGAUUUAAUUGGUGUGUUUCAAUAUUUCAUGCCUAUGCACAUUCAAUGAAAUGCCAAUUAAAUUACCACCCAAGGGCUUGUAAUUCCAUAGGAUUAACUGAUGGGGAAAGUUUAGAAAGACUGUGGUCAUAUUUAGGACGCUUUUCUUCUACAACAAGAUAUAUGAGACCACAUCAUAGAUUGGAUAUUUUAGAAAAAGGAAUUCAGCAUAUAAGUAGAAAAAUGAUUAGUAAUUUAGCAUGUAACUUAGUUAAAAGGUUUAAAAAUGCUUAUAAAAUAAUGAAUGUAUCAGUAAAAAUAUUAAAAGAAAUGGAACAAAUGCAUGGAAUUGAUGAAAGUAAAAUACUUUAUUAUAUUCAGUGCCAGUAUGAAUCCAAUUUUGUUUUUAGGCAACAUUUAAUUGGAAAAGAGUUGUAUUUCUUAAACCUAAUGGAAUUACAUCUAUAUGAGAUUGAAAUAUCAAAAGCUAACUCUGAAAGACAGUUGGAAUCAUUAAAAAGAUCUCGCUCAUUAUAUAUAAAAAAAGUUGAAAAAUGUGAAUCAGAUUUAGAUAUACCUGAAUCAAAAAGAUGGAAUCCAUUUAAUCCUAUAUAUUCCAAAUAUUUUCAUGAUUAUUGUGAACGUAAUUUGGAUUUAAUUUCUGAUAAGCUUAGAAAAUUUCGUAAUGAAUAUAUAUUUAAAAAUUCACAAUUAUAUAAUCAAGACCAUAUAGGUCAUAAGUUAACAUUAAAAAUUAAAUCAAGUAUUAAAGAUAUUUCAAAACAAAUUGAAAUAAACAUUUCAUAUUAUGAAUAUUUCAGAUUACUUGCACAAGAAAAUUCAUUUUGUAAAGAUUAUCCAAAAGCAAUAUUUAAUGAAAUAGUUAAUCAUACGUCAGAUUUUUGGCAAAUAUUAGAUAUAUCAAUUAAUGAUAAAAUGGAUAAUAUACCUCGAAUAGUUAUAUUCAAUUCAAUUAAAAAUUUUAAUAAUUUACAACGGUCUAAAGAAGAAAUAUCAUUAAUUGUGCAAGAAUUAAAAAGAUUAUAUGAUUUCUGGAUGAAUUAUAAAAUUAAAAUUGAAAAUAAAUUACAACAAUUACAACAAUUUAAUGAAAAAACUACAAAAAAUUAUGGAAUGAUUUGUAUUUUGAUGAAAUAUUAUAAAAAUGUAAGUAAAAAUUUAGAAAAUUGUCAGAUAGCUUUAAACAAAAUUGAAAAUUACAAAGUGAAUAAUACUGUACAAGUAGUAGAUGUUCCAAUUUAUGAUUUAAUUAAUGAGAUUGAGGAAGAUAAUCUUUUAAAAGGAGAUUUAGCAGAAAAUUUAACUGAAUUAGAAAUUUGUGAUAAUGAAGAAUGUAUAGAAUAUGAAGGGGAAAUAGUAGAUAAAAGUAAAGAUUGUGAAGAAGAAAUAAUAACAGAAGGUGAAAGUAUGGAUUAUAAAAUAGUAUAAUCGAUCCAAA
Messenger RNA from Rhizophagus irregularis DAOM 181602=DAOM 197198, 2848 nucleotides. RefSeq lists its product as uncharacterized. The record is from RefSeq and is a predicted model, not a curated record. Lineage: Eukaryota; Fungi; Glomeromycota; Glomeromycetes; Glomerales; Glomeraceae.